This is a messenger RNA of Erythranthe guttata (spotted monkey flower), 1868 nucleotides long. RefSeq names its product Eukaryotic aspartyl protease family protein. The record is from RefSeq and is a predicted model, not a curated record. NCBI's taxonomy places the organism in Eukaryota, Viridiplantae, Streptophyta, Magnoliopsida, Lamiales, Phrymaceae. Gene Ontology annotation, molecular function: aspartic-type endopeptidase activity. Gene Ontology annotation, biological process: proteolysis.
AAAAUGAAUAGAAAAAAUAUAAUAUGUGCACUAAUAUAAUUAUUUUUAAAUAAAAAAUAAAAAUAGGAUGCUUCUUAGAAUUAUCAAUCACAUGUGUCUCUUAAAUACUCUCCAUUCGUACAUCUUCUCUCUAUUGAUGUCAGCCAACUCCCCACCCCACCCCACCCUACUCUCAUCGUCUCUACACAUCAACCACCUGCAUUUGAAUCUUGAUCUCCAACAAUGUUAAUGGCAUUUAAUUCAUCCCAUUUGUCUGUUUUCUUCACUUUUCUUUUUUUCCUACUCGCAGUCGUCAUCCCACAUUCCUCCGCCGCCGCCGAUCACUACCUCAAGCUACCGCUCCUCCAUAAAAACCACUACCCUCCUACUUCACCGGAGUCCCUCUCCGCCGACAACCGCCGCCUCUCGACCCUCUUAUCCGCCAUUGGUGGCAAGCGCUCCCACGCUCAGCUCCCGCUCCACUCCGCCGCUUCCUUCGGCUCCGGCCAGUACCUCGUCUCCCUCCACCUCGGCACCCCUCCGCAGCGCCUCCUCCUAGUCGCGGACACCGGCAGCGACCUUACCUGGGUCUCCUGCUCCGCCUGCCGCAGCAAUUGCACCCCACGCGCCGCCGUCUCCUUCUUCCCCCGGCAGUCCGCCACGUUUUCCCCCCACCAUUGCUACUCCCCGGCUUGCACGCUUAUCCCCCACCCCAAGAAGGCGCCGCAUUGCAACCACACGCGCCUCCACAGCACGUGCCGCUACGAGUACUCCUACUCCGAUGGUUCCGUCACCAGCGGAUUCUUCUCCCACGAAACGACGGCGUUCAACACCAGCGCCGGCAAACUACUCAAGUUCCGGCCUCUCUCCUUCGGGUGCGGGUUUUCGAACUCCGGGCCGAGCGUAUCCGGCCCGAGUUUCAAUGGGGCUAACGGAGUUAUGGGCUUGGGCCGCGGCCCGAUUUCAUUUUCGUCGCAAUUGGGCCGUCAGUUCGGACACAAGUUCUCAUAUUGCUUAAUGGAUUACACUCUCUCUCCACCGCCGACGAGCUAUCUCCUAAUCGGCGGCGGCGGCUCAGCCGCAGCGAAGCCUAAAUUAAGCUACACGCCGCUGCUCCAAAACCCUCUCUCUCCUACAUUCUACUACAUCGGAAUCGAAAACGUAAUCGUGAACGAUACAAAAUUACCGAUUAGCCCCUCGGUGUGGGCCAUAGACGAGUCCGGAAACGGUGGUACGGUGGUAGAUUCCGGCACCACCUUAACAUUUUUAGCCGAGCCGGCUUACAAGAAAAUCCUAGCCGUCUUCGAGCGGCUGGUGAAGCUGCCCACGCUGUCCGAGCCGAUUCCAGGGUUCGACUUGUGCCUGAACGUCUCCGCCGGCGGCGGGUCUCCGGGAACGAGUUUGCCGCAGCUGAGCUUCCAACUCGCCGGCGGGUCGGUUUUCUCGCCGCCGCCGCGGAACUACUUCAUCGACGCGGCGGAGGACGUCAAGUGCCUGGCGCUGCAGCCGGUUGCAUCGGCGGCGGGGUUUUCGGUGAUCGGAAACCUAAUGCAACAAGGGUACACUUUCGAAUUUGACAAGGAUCGAGCGCGACUGGGGUUUACGCGACGCGGUUGCGCAGUGCCGUAACUCACUGAGUCAUGAAUCACACGUAACGAGAUAAUUUUGUUUGUGAACUCGGUAUAUCAAGAUCUUACGUAUAUUUCAAAACGGCCCAAAAAGCUGUCUGGUUUCUGUCGGAUCUCUUCAGGAUUUUUCAUUAAAUUCAAAAAUUAAAUUAUUCCUCCAUUUAUGUUUAUAUUAAAUAUUAAUAUUACUAUAGACCUUGUGUUUAUAACCCCUUAUUAUUAUUUUUCAAAUGUAAAGAUUUUGUGAUUUGUCUGCUAUUA